Cydia amplana is the source of this 406-nucleotide messenger RNA. RefSeq lists its product as uncharacterized. Bases 26 to 391 code for a protein of 121 amino acids. The transcript is spliced from 3 exons. Lineage: Eukaryota; Metazoa; Arthropoda; Insecta; Lepidoptera; Tortricidae. The record is from RefSeq and is a predicted model, not a curated record.
AAAUUAACAGAGUAAAUAGAUCACGAUGUACAAGCCCUUGGUUCUGCUGUGUGUUGUUUACUGUGUUGUCAUUGAGGCCCGUCCAAAAUGGCAGUUCCUUCCUCCGGUGCCUGGCUACGUGCCCGUCUACAUCCGCACCGGCGACACUCCCCUCGAGGAAAUCAACCCUGAGCUCGCCGAGGCCUUCCACGCACUGCCGGCCGGCCGCAGCGCCGGCAAAGAGCUCGAGGCUUCCCCCGAAAUGCCCGAACUUGCCGACCAACCUGACAUUCCGGAGCAACCCGAGAAACCCAGGAAAAUUGAAGACUCCCCCAUCGACCAUCGCCCUUACGAGAAGAAGAAGUCGAAAAAAGCAAGCUCCGAGAUCGCGAAACCGAUCGAGCGUAGAUAAGCUUUCGUAGUUAAG